ACCGCAGCUGCUCCUUAAAACGUCUCAUAAAACUCCGUUAAGAAACAGAAUUCGCGAUGUUUAAACGCAUUUUAAAGUAUUUUAACAGUAAUUAAACUUGUGCUCGGUUUAAAGAGGCUUUAACGGAGUAACGGACAAUUUGUUGACCGUUUUUCAGCCGUCUGAGUCGACCAGAGAACCAGACUCCAUUCGAGAAAACAGACAUUUUUAACACCGAAUUCAACACUUAACACAUAAAUAACCUGACACCAGGUGGAGAAUACUGUCGGACCUUUUAGAUCCAAGAGGAAAUACUCUGCAAUUCGGCACACAGCUGAAUCACCCGGUGCUUACUGAUGAUGACGGUCCAUAACCUGUACAUCUUCGACCGUAAUGGCAGCUGUCUGUACUACAACGAGUGGAACCGCAGGAAGCAGGCUGGGAUCUCUAAGGACGAGGAGUUCAAGCUGAUGUUCGGGAUGCUCUUCUCCAUCCGGUCAUUCGUCAGCAAGAUGUCUCCUCUGGACAUGAAGGACGGCUUCUUGUCCUUUCAGACCAGCAAGUACCGUCUUCAUUACUACGAGACUCCCAGUGGACUGAAGUUUGUCAUGAACACAGACCUGUCUGUGCCCAACGCCAGAGAGACACUGCAGCACAUCUACAGCAACCUGUAUGUGGAGUACAUCGUGAAGAACCCGCUCUGUGUCUCUGCUCACACUUUGGACAGUGAACUGUUCAGCAGCCGACUGGACGCCUUCAUCAGAGCUCUGCCCUACUUCAGCCCACGAGCUGCUUAACUCACACACACACACACACACACACACACACACACACACACACGCGCACACUCACACACACACAGUUUUUUUGUAUUUAUUGUAAACACAAAGACGUCUUUGUGUUUUGUGUGUUGGCUCUGUAAAACGCUUCCUGUGUUGAAUUAAACGGCUCUGAACAUGAAA
This is a messenger RNA of Acanthopagrus latus (yellowfin seabream), 941 nucleotides long. RefSeq names its product trafficking protein particle complex 1 (gene trappc1). Lineage: Eukaryota; Metazoa; Chordata; Actinopteri; Spariformes; Sparidae. Gene Ontology annotation, biological process: endoplasmic reticulum to Golgi vesicle-mediated transport. The transcript is spliced from 5 exons. Gene Ontology annotation, cellular component: TRAPP complex. The record is from RefSeq and is a predicted model, not a curated record. Bases 336 to 776 code for a protein of 146 amino acids.